UAAAAUAAUCAACGUUAUUUAAUCUUGUCUCUCCUGAGGGUGCUCAGCUCUAAUCAAUUUUAUCGUGCAAUUUGCCGCGUUUUUCCUCUGGGAAAACGCAGCCCGUGAUUUUAAAUUUUGUGCGUCUCUAUUCCAAAAACCACGGUGGCUGCAGCAGCCAAAGCGACGCAUAUUGGACCCCAGAGACUGGUUACGCAGAGCAAAACGAUCCUUUCCCGAAGCGAGGAGCGGCCCCUGGGGUGUCUGCAGGACUAACCCUUCUUCUUGACGUCCAACUGCACGAGUACUUUCUGCCACGAUCCGGCUCCGUCGGAUUCAAAAUGCUUCUGCACAGUCCGACCGACGUGCCUGCAGUCAAGGAAUUCGGAUUUGCUAUUUCUCCAGGGGCGGAGAGCUUUGUUUCUGUGCGGCCUUCGCAGAUUUACUCGACGCGUCAAAUUCGGUCGCUGAACCAGAGUCGCCGCAAGUGUUUCUUCCAGGAGGAGCGUCCACUGUCCUUCUACCGCAUCUACAGCGUGUCCAGCUGCAUUUCCGAGUGCCUGACGAACGCAACGAUGCGCAAGUGCCGGUGCAAGGAGUACUUCAUGCCGGGACAACAGCUGCCCGGCUCGAACCAAAGCGCCCGCAUCUGCACCUUCCUCGACACCAUGAACUGUGUCAAGGACAUUGGAGACGUUAUUUCUGGCAGCACGAAUCGCAAAUUGUGCGACUGCCAACCGGCCUGCACCGAGCUCAGCUACAGCCACGAGUUGUCCUCCACGCAAUUCCCCAUCCUGGAGGACGUCGGCAUCAGCACCCUGGACAACCUGAAGGAUGCCAUCCAGUACAAUGGCUCGAUUCAAACGUUUGCGAAGAACCACGCCCUGGUGCACAUCUUCCUGCGAGACUACAAGGUGAUGCGGUACAAGCGGGCCCGAAUGUACGACUUUCUGGACUUCACAGCUAACAUGGGCGGCUUGCUGAGUCUGUGCCUUGGCUUCAGCUUCCUCAGUGCAGCCGAAAUCAUCUACUUCGCCUGCAUGCGCUGCGGAAUCUUCUCUCGUAGGCCUCGCUAGUAAAAAAAUCGUUAAAAAAAUGAUUCCCAACUUUGCUGUGCCUGACAAAUGAGAGACGACAAAGCAAAAAUUCAUUUGUAAAUAUUUUAAAUCUAUAUCUAAAUUGUCUCGUCUUAAAUUAGUAUAACAUUUCAAUUUUAAAUAAUUUCCAGGAUGCAUUUCGUGAAAAAAUAAUUUUCAAAUUUCUAGCACUGAUUUGUUCCUUUGUUGUUACAACCUUGAGUUUUAUCAGGAUUUAUUGGCAUUUAUUUUUGCAAAAUUUUGAUUAUUUUCUAGUGUAACAAUUGCACGAAAUUAAAAUUUGUUUUUAAACCAAACGCAAUUGCAUCUAUAUUGUAACAAAAAUGAAAAUGCAAGUUUUUGUUGAUAUCUUUAAUUUUGGCCAAAUUGAAAUGGGUUAAAUCAGUAAAAAGAUGAAAAAGAUAUGGAAAAUCUACAUAAAAUCACGGAAUAGCCGGAAAACCAGAUUUUACUGCGGCGAAGUCUGUCCAGAAACAAUUGAAAUAAUUUGUAUUACAGUAAAAAGUCAAUUUAAGUUGAUUUUUUGCAUUAUGAAACUGUGAUUUGAUACAGAGCUACAAUUGAAAAUGAUUAGAAUUGUUGGAGAAAAAAAGCAAUUGUUAUUUUUAAUAAUAUAUUCUACAAUUUACAAUAAUCAAGAGAGAGAACAUUGCUACAGUUAAAAUGCAAUUUACAGCACUAUUGACCAUGUUUUCUUGACAGACAUCGAUUUAUCCAACGUGCAUGCCAAUUUCUGGGGACACUCUAUGUUGCGAGAUAAAAUAACAUUAUUUCAAAAGUAGCGAGUUGAUGAUUGCCAUUAAAAAAUCAUGCUAACUUUGCAGCCACUUUAAAAAAUACACAGUUCUAUUUUGGGUUUAAUUCAAUCUUCAAGGAUUAAUUUUUCCUCUGAAAGCAUAGAUUUUUUUGUAAUUAAUCGUUUUUACUAUCAUAUAUACAAACUGUAAUGAAAGCACAAAAAUAUUGU
Molecule: messenger RNA, 2043 nt
Organism: Cloeon dipterum
Lineage: Eukaryota; Metazoa; Arthropoda; Insecta; Ephemeroptera; Baetidae
Product: pickpocket protein 28-like
Exons: 6
Coding region: 321-1055 (244 amino acids)
Biological process (GO): sodium ion transmembrane transport
Cellular component (GO): plasma membrane
Molecular function (GO): ligand-gated sodium channel activity
Source: RefSeq, a predicted model, not a curated record